Molecule: messenger RNA, 842 nt
Organism: Arabidopsis thaliana (thale cress)
Lineage: Eukaryota; Viridiplantae; Streptophyta; Magnoliopsida; Brassicales; Brassicaceae
Product: F-box associated ubiquitination effector family protein
Exons: 1
Coding region: 119-592 (157 amino acids)
Source: RefSeq, marked reviewed
ACUUGACAAAUAAAUACAAGUAUUGAAAAUCAAAUACUAAAUUCACGAAAAAAAUGUUAGUGCGUAUGAUGUUCGUACAUGUUUGAUUCGUACAUCAACAUGGAGGGUUCUCGAUAACAUGGUUUUCGACGGCAGCGUAGACGCAAAAACGGGUGUAUCUUUGAAGGGAAAUAUGUACUGGCUUGCUUCAUCGGAAACAGAAUUUUUACUCAGUUUUGAUUUUACAGGGGAGAGAUUCAAACGUUUUUAUCUUCCUUCCCUUCCGCCAAUUUUUAAUCUUGGUAAGAAUGUUCUAUCAGUUGUUAGAGAUGAACAAUUCUCAGUGUUAUAUCAGAACUUUCGUACAUUAAAAAUGAACAUGUGGAUGACGACCAAUGAAAUUGAUAUUGAAGUUGCCUUGUUGUGGAAAAAAUCUUUGACAGAGGAUUUUAAAGUUCGCAAUCGUUCUCUUCUAGUUUGCAUGAGUUCUUUGUUCCAUGAGGAGAAGAAACUAGCAGUGUGUUGUAAUUUAAACAGGGACAUGGUAACCGUAAUUGGACAGCAUGAUACACAUAGGGGUGGAUCUACAGUGUGUGACGGUGGGGCACGUUGACCCAGGCUAGUUUUAAGAUAUUUCUAAUUGAUCAUCAAUGUUCAUUGCUUCAUCUCAUUUGGCAAUAAGUCACUCAAGCAAGUUUUGGGUGUUGAGUUCGAUUCCCUUCUCUGCAGGUUGCUCACAUCUCUUUUUUUUUUGUUCUUUUUUGUUGUCUUCUUACAUUUUUAUUCUUCCUUAUGCUUAAUUGACUACAUUUUCUUUAUUUCUUUUUAUUACUUUCUUAAAUAAAACUAUGCUCCUUUGUCCU